This is a messenger RNA of Boleophthalmus pectinirostris (great blue-spotted mudskipper), 2244 nucleotides long. Its product is annotated as testisin-like. NCBI's taxonomy places the organism in Eukaryota, Metazoa, Chordata, Actinopteri, Gobiiformes, Gobiidae. Gene Ontology annotation, molecular function: serine-type endopeptidase activity. The transcript is spliced from 3 exons. The coding region runs from base 114 to 728 and encodes 204 amino acids. Gene Ontology annotation, biological process: proteolysis. The record is from RefSeq and is a predicted model, not a curated record.
UGUGUAUUUGGGGCACCACUCAGAGGAGAACCCGUUGGCAGAAGAAACCAGGGAGGUGGACAAGGAUAGAGUGUCACCCACUGUAUAACCUCACCGGGAAGGGUGAGCACGACAUGUGUCUGCUGCAUCUCUCUGCUCCAGUGAUCUUCAAACCCCACAUCCAGCCCCUGUGCCUGGGCGCCCACGGCAGCCGCUUCCCCUCAGGUUUCCCCUCCUGGGUCGCAGGCUGGGGAGCGCUGAACGAGAGUGGAUACUCUCCUGACUCGCUGCAGGAGGUGGAGCUUCCCAUCGUGGGGUUGAACGAGUGCAGGUGCCUGAACGAAGUGUAUGUCCCAGAGAAGACCAUCUGUGCUGGACGCAGAGAGGGAGGAGUGGACUCUUGUUUUGGUGACUCAGGAGGUCCUCAGGUGGUCCGGAUGAACUCGAUCUGGGUACAGGUGGGCGUGGUGAGCUUCGGUGAAGGCUGUGCCCGCCCAGAGCGCCCGGGGGUCUAUGCCCUGGUGCCCGCAUACCAAGAAUGGAUCAGCCAGGUGGUGGGCACCUCCAGCGCGCCCGGCUUUGUGCUCUUUGACCCCCCGGAUGACGACUCCGAUGAGGAAUAUGUCUGCGAAUACAAGAACAUAGAUGAUUAUUAUUAUGGGUCUGUGCUGGACAGUGGACCCCAGGUGCUCUGCAGUCCACUCUUUACACUGUUGACUAUUGUGUUGUGUGUCAGAAUAACAUUGUAAAUAACUGUGCUAACAUUGUAAUGGCUCAUUUAAAAGUGCACUGUGUAACUUUUCUGGUGGAGGAUCUGUGAAAUGCUUUUCUGCAUGGAGAUCUUGUUGUUAUUGUUUGGUCUGGGAUGUUUCACAGUAUGGUACUAAACCUUUCUAUCUUCAUGGAGACCAAACCAGGUCAAGUUACAGGUCAGAUCUGUGGACAGGCAACCCCGCUCACAGUUAGAAUGCCUGUUUUUCUAAAUAUUUUUCAGCUAUAAAACUACCUGUAAUUUAAAAACAUUCCAGGCACAGCAAUGACAAGUAGGUGACGGACCCUCAACCAAAAAGUUACAUAGGGCACCUUUAAGCUCCACUUUUGUACAUAAACAGCAACAAACAUAGUAAUCAUCGAAAUACAGAGAGGCCACAUAAAGUCUGGCCAGAUGUGACAGAGAUUUAACUUUCUUUAUUUGAUUAUUUUAAUUAAACAACAAACUCAGGAAAAACAGAUAAUCACAAGUUAAACUCUACAAAACACACUGUAUAAAAAGCACAGAGCCUGAUUAGUCCUGCAUUAAUACUUAGAAUGAUCUCUCUGUAUGUUUUAUACACGGAGAUGCCUGUGAGGUCCCCACUCCAGGACCACACCUUGAGCCAGAACCAAACGUCCAAUCAGAUUUGUUUAUUGAGUGACACGUGAAACGAAAGAAGCUCAUUGGUCACCUAUCAUUUAAAACAAACUUGCAUUUUUCACCCCAGAUUAAGAGUUUUACUGACCAUCCAUGUCCCUCGCCUGACCAGCCAGACCCUUCUACAUUCUGUUCGAAUCCACAAGGGUCUGUAACUGGACCAUAGAGCAGGAAAAACCUCUGUCCAAACUUGAGAUGAUCCAACCACAGCUACACACUAAUUUGCAUCGCGUGUCUCUGAAACAUUCAAAACUAAAUAUAUAACUUCUUUUACCUGAAAUAAGUUAUAGUUUGGUGCUUCAGUUGUUGAUUCUGUGAAAAAUAUGCUCUGUUUCUCAGUCUUUUUUGUUGAUUUUUCUCCUUUUUUAUGUUUAAGCAGCCAUGUUUGCUGAUUAUAUAUUGUGUCAGAUAAAAUGUGUUUGAAAUCUACAUGAAAUAAAAAACAAAAGAAGGUUCUGAAGUAAACUGAAGUGCAACAGGUUCAAGUUUAAGUGACAGACUUGACUCAAAUGUCAUCUUAUUGUUACUGUUACUGUUUUUCUUAGAAUUAUUGGUGUUAGAUUUCGCUGUGUCCUGAGCAAAGAAUAACACAAUACCUGUGUUAUAUCAGAUAAACCUCAGGGAGGUGCAGGGUGGGUGGUUUUUAUCAUGGUUUUAAGAUCACAUUAUUUUUUAAUCUGUGUAAAACAGAGCAGAGCUACAAUGGACCAGAGCUGUUUAGUCUUAGUUUUGGUCAUUUUCAUGCUAAAAGGUAAAUACUUUUUAUUAUUAUUAUUAUUAUUAAAACCUCAAGUAUUUCUUUUAGUUAUGAACAGAAGUACAUAGGCUUACUAUAUAGUGAAAGUUUUUUAUUU